Molecule: messenger RNA, 807 nt
Organism: Hibiscus syriacus
Lineage: Eukaryota; Viridiplantae; Streptophyta; Magnoliopsida; Malvales; Malvaceae
Product: metalloendoproteinase 1-like
Exons: 3
Coding region: 1-807 (268 amino acids)
Biological process (GO): extracellular matrix organization; proteolysis; collagen catabolic process
Cellular component (GO): extracellular matrix
Molecular function (GO): metalloendopeptidase activity; zinc ion binding
Source: RefSeq, a predicted model, not a curated record
AUGAAAGAUUUUGACAGAAACAACGUCACCUGUUUGGAGUACAGUGCUCCAAACGACUAUUAUCAGCUUGCACUACAAGCUACAGCUUCUCAAGAAAGUUCUGUGGGUAAGAACAAGAUGAAAGGAAAGAAAUUAACAACAGGAAAGGAAAGAAAGUUUGGCCUCGAUAACCAUUUCGAUUACUUGUUAGAGAAUGCAUUGAAAACAUACCAGAAAUACUAUAAUCUCUAUGUAACAGGCAAGAUCGACUCUGCGACAAUCAAAGCAAUGAUGAUUCCAAGAUGCGGUGUCCCUGAUAUAAUAUUCCAUAAUAAUGGCCUGGUUUCCAACUAUUCUUUCCCAGGGGAAAAGUGGAGCAAGUACGACCUUACCUAUGAUAUCAAAAACGAUGUCCAGGUGUUUACAGCAAAGGAGAUGAGCCCCGUCAUUUCUCAAGCAUUGAAUACAUGGGCAGAUGUAUCUCGGUUCAGGUUCAGCAAGCAAGCUCAAGGUGCCAAUGCCAAUAUCAAAAUAGGGUUUUUCCCAGUGAAUCAUGGGGAUCCAUUCCCUUUUGAUAUGGCUCAUGCUUUUUACCCGGAAAGAGGGGACCUUCACUUUAAUGCAGUCUGGAAUUGGACCUAUAAUCAACCUGCAUCUAACCAGAUAGACUUGGAAUCGAUAGGUGUUCAUGAAUUAGGACAUGUUCUUGGCCUUAACCAUAGUCAGGUAAAAGAUACAGUGAUGUUUCCAAAGUAUGAUCCUGGAACUAUCAAAAGGAAGUUGAACAAAGACGACAUUGAUGGUUUAAAAGCUUUAUAUAAAUUCUAG